AUGUCCCCCCGCAAGGCCAAGCGGGCUGGGGGCCAGUCCCCCGAGGGGGAGGCGGAGGUGGUGGCAGUGGCGGCAGCCCCCCCCCGGGCCUCCCCAGGCAUCCGCAAGCGCAAGGACUUUGUGGCGCAGCCGGGGGGCCGGAUGGAGGAGAGCCCCAACAUCUGCGUGGAGUGCGGGCAGAGCUUCGCCCAGACCUCUGGCCUCGCCAGCCACCGCCGCAGCCACGCGGCCGCCCAGCCCCACCGCUGCCCCGACUGCGGCAAGAGCUUCGGCGUCAGCUCCAGCCUCAGCCGCCACCGGCGCAUCCACACCGGCGAGAAGCCCUUCGCCUGCCCCGACUGCGGCAAGAGCUUCAGCGACAAGUCCAACCUCACCCAGCACCGCCGUGUCCACACCGGGGAGAAGCCCUACCGCUGCGGCGACUGCGGCAAGAGCUUCAGCCGCAGCUCCCACCGCAAGAAGCCCCACACCUGCGGCGAGUGCUGGCAGAGCUUCGGCCAGAAUGCCGACCUGGUGAAGCACAUGCGCAUCCACACCGGGGAGAAGCCCUUCCAGUGUGGCCACUGCGGGAAGCGCUUCAGCGUCAGCUCCAACCUCACCCGCCACCGGCGCAUCCACACCGGUGAGAAGCCCUACACCUGCGCCGACUGCGGCAACAGCUUUACCGACAAGUCCACCCUCACCCAGCACCGCCGUACCCACACCGGUGAGAAGCCCUAUGUCUGCGGUGUCUGCGGGAAAGGUUUCAGCCACAGCUCCCACCACAAGCGCCACGAGAAGAUCCAUCGUGGGGACGGGCCCCUCCUGGCCUUCCCGUGGGGCGACCCCAGCAUGUCCGACCAGAAGCCCAGGGUUGCCGCGGGCAAGAGCCCAGAGAAGAAGAAGCAGCCCCCGAAGAACAAACGCAAGCCGGAGAAGCCAAAGCGCAGCCUCCCCGAGCAGGAGGAGGAGGAGGAAGUGGCGGCAGCCCCCUCCCUGCCACCCGCCAAGGGCGAGCGGCCGAAUUUGUGCUCUGAGUGUGGGAAGAGCUUCCAGCACAGGUCGGACCUGGUGAACCACCAGCGCAUCCACACCAGCACCAAACCCUUCAUCUGCGGCUAUUGUGGCAAGAGCUUCCGCAUCAGCUUCAACUUCCUCCGCCACCAGCGCAUCCACACCGGCGAGGCUCCCUACGCCUGCAGCUACUGCAGCAAGAGCUUUGCCGACAAGUCCACCCUCACCCAGCACGAGCGCACCCACACCGGUGAGAAGCCCUACCACUGUGCCGACUGUGGCAAGAGCUUCCGCGUCAGCUCCAGCUUCGUCCGCCACCGGCGCAUCCACACCGGCGAGAAACCCUACCAUUGUGCCGCCUGCGGCAAGAGCUUCACUGACAAGUACACCCUCACCCAGCACCAACGCUCCCACACUGGCGAGAAGCCCUACAAGUGCCUCGACUGCGGGAAGAGCUUCAGUCGCAGCUCCAACCGCAAUCAGCACCUCCGCAACCGUCCCACCAAGGGCCGCAGGCCCUACACCUGCGGCCAGUGCUGGCAGAGCUUUGCCCAGAGCUCUGACCUGGUGAAGCACAUGCGCAUCCACACCGGGGAGAAGCCCUACGCCUGUCCCCACUGCGGGAAGCGCUUCAGCCUCAGCUCCAACCUCACCCGCCACCGGCGCAUCCACACCGGCGAGAAGCCCUACAUCUGCACCGACUGCGGCGAGAGCUUCAGCGACAUGUCCACCCUCACCCAGCACCGCCGCACCCACACCGGCGAGAAGCCCUACGUCUGCACCUACUGUGGCAAGAGCUUCAGCCGCAGCUCCCACCGCAAGCGCCACGAGCGGACCCACACCAGAGAGGCCCCUGACGCCCUCCUGCCCCUCUGGCCCUGCCCGACCCAGGGCUUAUAA
Molecule: messenger RNA, 1893 nt
Organism: Haliaeetus leucocephalus (bald eagle)
Lineage: Eukaryota; Metazoa; Chordata; Aves; Accipitriformes; Accipitridae
Product: zinc finger protein 260-like
Exons: 4
Coding region: 1-1893 (630 amino acids)
Biological process (GO): regulation of transcription by RNA polymerase II
Molecular function (GO): RNA polymerase II cis-regulatory region sequence-specific DNA binding; DNA-binding transcription factor activity, RNA polymerase II-specific
Source: RefSeq, a predicted model, not a curated record